This is a messenger RNA of Protopolystoma xenopodis, 519 nucleotides long. The record is from the annotation of a GenBank genome assembly. Lineage: Eukaryota; Metazoa; Platyhelminthes; Monogenea; Polystomatidea; Polystomatidae.
AUGGUUCUGGUUCCUUUUCUCUUUAUAUUUCGGUUUCAUUUUGUUUCUAGUUCAGUUUCAGUUUCAGUUUCAGGUUCUGUUUCUGUUUCUGUUUCUAAUCCUGUUUCUGGUUAUGUUGCUGUUUCUGGUUCUGUUUCUGUUUCUGUUUCCGCGCGUAUUUAUGUUUUUUUUAAUGGUUCUGUUUCUGUUUUUGUUUUUGUUUCUGUCUCUGAUUCUCGUUCUUUUUCGGGUUCUGUUUCUGUUUCUGUUUCUGUUUUUGUUUCUGUUUCUGGUUCUGUUUCUAGUUCAGUUUCUGUUUCUGGUUCUGUUUCUGUUUCUGAUUCUAUUUUUUCUGGUUCAGUUUCUGGUUCUGUUUUCAGCCCUAUUUAUGGUGCUAUUUCUGUUUCUGUUUAUGUUUUUGUUUAUGUAUAUGUUUCAGUUUCAGUUUCUCUUUUUCUUUCUUUUACUCAUUAUGUUUAUGUUUCUGGUUCUGUUUCUCAUUCUGGUUCUGGUUCCGUUUCUCUUUAUAUUUCGGUUUCA